AGGGCAGCUGCUGCUGGGGUCCGUUCGUGUGCCCGUCCGCGCCCCAUUAAGCGAUUUCCUCGCUUAACGAGCACAGGUAAAUACUUACGCCUUUUCUGAGUGAAAAGCGAGACAAAUGUUGUCUCGUCCGCAUUUGAAUGACAACAGGGAUUCACUUGCAAAUCGUAUUGCUUCAUGGUAUGCGUUAGUGCAACUGUUAACCUAAACACCAGAGCAGUUCUUGAGUGUGAGCUGAACAGAUUUCUGCUGAUUUACUACCUGGAGAAAGAUUACAGUAGGUGAGAAUUUGGCUCUUGUCUCAGAGUGAGUGGCAGUGAAACAGGGGAUUUAAGGGUUAAAUAGAAUGAGGAGUAGAACAUAUGGUAUCAGUUACUGUGUGCUUAUAAGGAAAGGAAUGCACGAUAAGAGACCCCUGAUUUAUAGAUUUUGCUGGGCUUGCAAAAAUGAAGGGGACCCUCUUCGUAAAAGUGCAGAGUCUGCAAAAUAUCGCAACCGAGAGACUAAAGCACAUGCGUAGAAAGACAAGGUAAAAAGUUCAACAGCGAGGAAGACUGCUGUUCUUCAUCAUUUUCAGCCCACCCACUCAUCUAGAGACCACCGACCCAAUAAACUACGCAGCCGCAAUGAAUAUGCAACUAAUUUCCAUACGGAGCGGGAAACAGGCGGGGCAGAUAAUCAAUAUGUAUAGGCGAUUUAGAAUAUGCAUGAAUUUCCUAGAUAAAUAGAAGAUUAGAAAUCAUGUAAGGUACGCAGGAUUUGGGAGGAUGCUCUCCCCCUGCGUCCAGCGCUGAAUAAAAUACGUACUUACUCCACAACUUUAUAAGUUGUGAAGUUUAUUUCCGUGCUUCAGCAGGAGAGGACGGAGUCUCAAGCAGUGCCAGGGAAGGUUCAGGCUGGGCAUCAGGAGGAACUCCUUCACUGAAGGAGUUGUUAAAUAUUUGAGUGUUGGAAUGGGCUGCCCAGGGCGGUGAUGGGGUCACCAUCCCUGCAGGUGUUCGGCUGGAUGUGACACUCGGGGCUCUGGCCUGGGUGACAAGAUGGUGUUUGGUCACAGGUUGGAUUCGGUGAUCUCAGAGGUCUUUUCCAGCCGGACUGAUUUCGUGAUUCAGUGGUUUGAUUUCUGUUUUGCUCCAGAUCUUUGAAAUACCACCGAGACUUGGUCACCCGGGGGUGGAUUUCUGAGGAUAAGGCUCUGCCCUCUGCACUCAGGACAUGUAUGGCUGAAGGGCUCAGCCCCUUCCCUGGCUGCAGGGCAGCGCUGUUCUCCUUCCCACCAUGUGACCUGGCACACCUGCACAGCAAAUAACUCCUUUUUUCAAAGAAUGAGCACAUGCCGGUGGUGCACACAGAGUGGUGCUGACACCACCGAGUUCCUGAAGCACUAUGCUGCUCAAAGGCUGUCCCAGGAAGAUUUUGAAGGAUCCAAUGAUGACCUCUGUUACUGCCUGGAGUGUGUGGUUGAAUAUCACAAAGCAAGGGAAGAAUGUCCAAGGUUGCAUGAGGACUUGUGGGACUUGGAAACCUCUCGCCUCGUUGCCCACAUGGAGAAAUCCAUGAACGAAGAAACAGGAGAGGAUGAGUUGUUUCUGAUUGAUGAGCGUGGGGAGACACCUCUGUCUGGUUUUGUGGGCCCAAAUUUUGAGAACAACGUGCGGGUACCCCUGCUGGAAAUACUGAAAUACCCUUAUCUGCUGCUGCAUAAGAAAGUCAGUGAGCUGUGUGUAGAAGUGCUCUGUAGAAUGGAACUAAGUCAUGACUCCUUUCAAGUCUUUGAGAAAUACCCAGGAAUUUAUCUCUUUUUGGUACACCCAAAUGAGGUGAUUCGUCGAUGGGCCAUCCUAACAGCAAGGAAUUUAGGAAAGGUUGACAGGGAUGAUUACUAUGACUUAGAAGAAGUGCUGACUUGUUUGUUCAAAGUUAUUGAGUUGGGGCUUUUUGAGAAUCCAGAUAUUUACAGCUCUUCAAUGUUUGAAAAGGGUAAACUCAUCCUUCUGCCAGCUCACCUGUAUGACACAGCCAACUACAAGAACUAUUGGCUGGGAAUUUGCAUGUUGCUGUCAGUGCUGGAAGAACAAGCUAUGGACUCUUUGUUACUGGGCCCAGACAAACAAAACGAUUUCAUGCAGUCUAUACUUCACACUAUGGAGAAAGAAGCAGCUGAUGAUUCCACUGACCCGUUCUGGCCUGCCCUGCACUGUUUCAUGGUUAUUUUGGAUCAGCUGGGAUCUAAAGUUUGGGGUCAGCUGAUUGAUCCUGUACAAGCCUUUCAAACCAUAAUCAACAGUGUGAGCUACAACAAUGAAAUCAAAAAUAUUCGCAGCAGCUUCAGGAGGACAAAAUCUGAACCAGAGUCAGACUACGGUGACGACAUGAUUUCUUGCAGUCAGAUUGUGUAUAAUUAUAAUACAGAAAAGCCUCAAAAGGACACUGGCUGGAAGGCUGCCAUUUGCCCAGAGUACUGCCCCAACAUGUACGAAGAUAUGCAGACCCUGGCUAACAUGCUUCAGUCUGACAUUGGCAGAGACCUGCGUGUUCAUCACAGCACAUUCCUCUGGUUCAUCCCUUUUGUUCAGUCCCUUAUGGAUCUCAAGGACUUGGGUGUAGCCUAUAUAGUAGAAGUCAUCCACUACCUCUGCUCAGAAAUCAAAGAUAUCCUCAUCGAAAGAAUCCAGCAGUGCGACAAAAUCUCUGAGUUCUUCCUCCUCAUCUUGGUGUCCAUUGUUGAGCUACACAGAAGUAAGAAGUGCCUGCAUUUGCUGUGGAUCAGCUCCCAGGAGUGGGUGGAGGCAGUGGUGAGGUGUGCCACGCUCCCCAGCAGAGCCUUCACUCGGUGCAGUGAGAAGGCACCGGGGCUGUGUGCCAAGGGCUCGGCCCCGGGCUCUUUCCAGGCGCCCAGCUCGGUGCAGCACGCCUGCGUGCAGCUCAUCCGCAGCCUGCUCAAGGAGGGCUACCAGAUCGGCCAGCACGCCCUGUGCAAGCAGUACCUGGACAAACUCAACCUCCUCCUGCGGGGAAAUCGAGCUGUGGGCUGGCAGCUGAGCAGCCAGGAAACACAGGAGCUGCAAACGUGUUUAAAGCAAGUUAUAAGAAGUAUAAAGGGUAAAUCACUGAGCACCUCUUUGGCUGGAGGAAGCAGUUCAAACUCAACAGCUUUGCCAACUCUCUCUCUAAAGCACGAGAGGAAUGUGUGUGAUGAUGGAUACAAGACAAGUGGGCAUGAGAGGAGGGACCUUCAUUCACCAUUUGUCAUGUCGAAGGAAGGCAGAGAUUGUCAAGAGAGCCUUUUCCAAAGGAGAAAGAAUGCCUGGGAAGAGGAAUGUAGAGAUGCAUGUAGGAGUUCAACAUCUUGCACAUCCACAGAAGGCCUCUUGAUGAAUAUUAAAAAAGAGCCUGAUGACUUGGCAGCUCAGGAGUUUAUCUUCCCACAGAACUCUUUGGCAUCAAAAGUAUGUAAGAAAGUUCAGGAAAAUAGGAACUCUGAUCUUGCGGCAGGGAAAUGCAAUAUGGGUAAUGAGUGCUUCAAUUCGAACAUGCAGCAUUCAGAUUUCAGGAGAGGCAGAGAGUUAGACAUGAAAUACAAAGCAGAACCCAAAACACCACCAUAUCUGUCUGCUCAAACUCAGGUUGAUUCUCUAUCUUCAGGGAAUUGCAGAAGUAUGCAAGAGACAAGUGCAAGCAGUGUGUUCCAGUCUAGACUGAUGCCCACUAAAGAGGUCUGCAGGGAAGAUUCCUCUAACUCCUCUAGAAGUGAACCUGGUGUGCCGGGGAAGGAAGAUGACAGUACUUUGCCUUCACUGAAAAAAGCAUCAACAGAAGAAAAAUCGGGUUCAUUGUUGGUGUCUUUCUUUACAAGAAACACCACUGUGCAAACUUCAAACCAGGAGCAGCCUGAUUUAAAUCAUCUGGAUAAAUAUGACUGCAAAAAUCAAUUUUUGGAGACCUCUUGUAGGGAUAACAUUUCGGCGUGUGGUUAUUUUCCAUUUAGCUCAGAAAACAAGAGGGAUAUGAUCAGGCCACUGUCAGUGAAGUGUGAAUCAAGUGACAGGUUGUUUGAGUUUUCAGAAUAUUUCAAGAGGGAAAACAGUUCAGUGGGGAAAAAAGAGGAUGAUUUUGUGAAGACCGUUUCUAAAGAUGAUGUUUCAUCAGACUCCCAGAUUGAUAGAGAGCUCAGUAAAUUAUCUUUAGUUGCUUAUACCAAAAGUGUCAAUUUUCCUGUUGAAUCCAUGCAGGAAAGCUCAGUGUGCCACAAUGUGUCUGAUAUUAAAAGGAAAGUGAAAGGUGCUGUAAGAUCUUCCAACGAGGGCCAAAGUACCAAAUGUGUCAGUGGUGCAGGUGGCCGUAGCAAUCAAGUAAUUGUAAUUUCAGACUCUUCUGAUGAAGAAAAAGGUGUGGCUGACAAGGUGUGGCAAACAAAAACCAAGAAUGAAAAUCUGUUUGCAGAGGAAUCUUCAACUUCCAGCAGCAUUUCUGAUAGUGACACUAAAAGAGAAUCACGGCCUCCAGGCUCUCCCCUGUUGCUGGAUGACUGUGAUUCUCAGUACUUUGAGUUUGAAACAGAAGCUGACGUUUUUUCAGCUUGGCAAGAUACUCAAGCGUAUGCUGUGGAAACAACUCAGGAGUGUAAACAAGAUCAUGUUUCACCAGCAGCUGAGACGAGUAAUUCAGGUGACUGCCUGAAUGAUAACUUAAAUGACUGGGGCUAUGACCUGCAUUACUUCAGUGAUGAUGCCGCAGAAGAAGCAGCCAGCUCAAUAGAAAAGCAGACAGGAGAUACUUCUCAUCAGAAAGAAGCUGAUGAUACAAAAGAAGCGACUAAUUCGGCCUUGGAAGAAUCAGUUGGCAAGGAAGAUGCAAAAGGUCAGCUGGAGAAAUGUGCAGACAAAGGAACUGCUAAAGGCUUCACCCCAGAUUUAAAAUUGCCUGAACCCAAAGCAUCUACAUCUCCCAUCUCAUUAGCUUCAAAGUUGGCCCUCAAGAAAAACAGCACAAGCCCACGGAAGACCACAGCAAAAUGUAAAUCAGCACUGGCUGUUCAGAGAAGUCCUAAAAAACCUCCCCUUGUUAAAACAGCCAAAAAUAAAACACCCCUCCAAAGCACGACAGAACGUUCUCAGCCUGGCAGGUUGAUGCCUGCUGUGGUUCCUCCCAGGAAGGUUCGGCAGAGUCCUGCUCCAACAUCAACUGUGGAAAAGCUUGGCCUGAAGAAGGGCCCCCGCAAGGCAUUCGACUUGUCGCAGCCCUCGCUGGAGAGCCUGGCUCAGCUGCGCAGCCACGGCAAAGCCGCGGGCAGAAUCGGAGUUGCGCAGAAAAGGAGAACCAAACAGAUCGAGCCUCAGUGUUUGUCUGUAAAACGUAAUAAAAAACUGCUCGUCUGCCAAGAGCGGCAGUAUCUAAGGCAGACAAGGCCCAAAAGAAGCCUGAAAAAUUCUGCAGGAUGUUCGGAGAGCAGAAACAAAGUUACCAAAGUGUGUGCAAAGCCUGUGGAACAAAAGCCUCGAAGUUUUGAACUGGCAGCUAUUAAAGAAUCUGUUGAAAACCAGAGGGAGAAAAAAAGAGAAGAGACUGCUUGUCCUUCUGCCAGUGAGAGAAAACUUGAGAACUUCUCUGUGGAGGAGGUGGCAAGUGCCUCUGAAAUGCCUCGUUCUUCAGACUGGAUCAGAAAAUGGGAGGGUAACAGUGUGGUGGUUCCUCCUGUCCCUAUGGAUUCAGGACUCUCUUCCACUGCACUUGGAGAUGCUAAAGAUGAGUCUUCAGGAAAGGGUUGCACUGUCCUGCCUGAGUGUGAGAUGAAAACCUCAAAGCAAAAUGGGUGUAAAUCAGAUGAAAGCAGUGACGAAGGUGAUGACAAUCUGUUUUUAACCCAGUUGGAUCCUGUGGAUAUGGAGUUAUGUUCUCAGGAGGAAAGUGUUCAAGAUGCUGCUACAGGCAGUAAGACCCCAGAGGAGAUGGAUGUUGAUGAAAGCCUUCGGCAGAACGAGCCCUCAGCUGUUGUGAAGUGUAAGGACAAAGACUGUAUGGAACAGGUGGAAAAACCUGAAGAAUACUGCAGUAAACACGCAGCCACCAGCCCAGGGCCAGAUCACGUGUUUGCCAAGCCUUCUCUACCACCACCUAAAAUAAGAAAGCCUUCCACUACCAAAAUUUUCAGCGCAGCAAGUUCUUCACGGAACGCAGCCUUCAGCAAAGAUCUUGAGGAUGGCAGAAAGUUGCCCCCACCUUCAAAAAGCAAAGUGAACGCGGCCAAAGCCAUGGUGGUCAGGCCACCACCACAUCCAAAACCUGCACCAGCAGGAAAUCCACCGUGCAGAUCUCCAAGUUUCAGUAAUGUACCUCAACCCCUUAGUUCCAGUAAUGUUCUCCAGUUACAAAAUAAACGCUAUGAGAAUGCUUCAAAUAUUUCCAGGGGGCCUGGCCGAGAAACCUACUCCUCUUUUCUUGGCGCUCAGCAGCGCGAUUACAGCAUUUUUGUUAACCAAGUCCUGAAGUGGACUUAUGAAAUGUUUGCAAACUUCAGCCUCUUUGGAACUCCAGAUAAUCUUCUGCAUUCCAUAGUAGCCUCUGUUCCUGUCCAUUUUCAGGGCUACAACGAAUAUUUUAAUACAUUUUUUCCCUUGAUGAUGCUCAACGCCUUUGAAACACUGGCACAAGAAUGGAUAGAAAACCAGAAAGUAAGAGAGAAAAGUUAUUGCUUCUACUUAGAGAACUUUUCUGCUGACAUGAAUACAGCACAUUUUACAGCUCAUCUACGAGAGAGUGAUUUGGCAAGGCAGCUUCAUCCGAAGGAGGAUGACUUAAUCCUUUUGGUGGUCCACAAGGAGAAGGACACUUUUGGGGAAGACAGUGGGAUGGAGAGCCACAUAGUGAAUCAUGUUGGCCUCGUGACACGAUUUUCUCGUGCAUCUGGCUACGCAAAUAGACAAAAAGAGCAGCAAACUGCCUGUCAUCUUACUGUGCAAACCCGAGGCAAUUUGUCAUUCUUCAUCCAUAAGCAAGUGAAGUGUGUGGUGGUUGGCUCCCUGGUGACCACACACAGAAAGUUCAAAGGUCUGCUGUUGCUGAGCAGGAGCCCCCUGGCUAAACCCAUCAUAAAUCCAAGUUACAAUGACUUCUGUCCCAGAGAUCUGCCUGUUGCCUCAGGAAGUGCUGCUUCAUAUAUGAAUGAAUACAAUGAAGAUCAAAAGAGAGCCAUUGAGACAGCUUAUGCCAUGGUAAAGCAGCACCCAGGACUUCCCAAGAUCUGCCUUAUCCAUGGACCACCUGGGACAGGGAAAUCAAAAACCAUUGUAGGACUCCUGUCCCGUGUUCUGAGAGAAAACACUAGGAAUGAGAAAACAGCUCGGAAAAAAAAUUCCAAGAUUAAACCAAACCGUUUUCUAGUUUGUGCACCAUCAAAUGCUGCUGUUGAUGAACUCAUGAAAAAGAUCAUCAUUGCUUUUAAGGAAAAAUGCCAAAACAAACAGGAGCCUUUGGGAAAUUGUGGUGACAUCAAAUUAGUGCGACUUGGUGCUGAAAAAUCAAUCAACAGUGAAGUCCGGGGAUUCAGCCUGGAUAAGCAAGUUGAACACAGAAUGAAACGAAAGCCAGGUGACUGUGACCAGGACAUUCAGAAGAAGAAAGAAGCUCUGGAUCAGAAGCUGGACAUGCUCUCUCGAGAGCGUGCCAUGCACAGAUGUGAGAAGAGAGAGAGUCAAAUGUUAAAUGAUGAAAUUGGCAGACUUGCAAAGGAGAGACAGCAACUCGCUUCUCAGCUAAAGGAGGCUCGGGGGCACUCCCAGAAAGUGCAGGCAGACAUCAUCCUGGAGUCUGACAUCAUCUGCUGCACGCUGAGCACCAGCGGGGGGAGCCUGCUGGAGUCGGCGUUCUCCCGGCAGGGGCUCGAUCCCUUCAGCUGUGUCAUCGUGGAUGAGGCAGGGCAGUCCUGUGAGGUGGAAACACUGAUUCCACUGAUCCAUCGCUGUAAUAAACUUGUCCUCGUUGGAGAUCCCAAACAGCUCCCUCCUACUGUCAAAUCAGUAAAAGCUCAGCAGUAUGGCUAUGACCAGUCUUUGAUGGCCCGUCUGCAGAGGCACCUGGAGGAGCAAGUGCAGAGGAACAUGCUGCACAGCCUGCCUGUGGUGCAGCUGACCGUGCAGUACAGGAUGCACCCAGACAUCUGCCUCUUCCCAUCCAACUAUGUUUAUGGCAGGACUCUAAAAACUGCCAAGUCAGUAGAGGAGAACAGAUGUUCUUCAGAGUGGCCAUUCCAGCCCUACCUGAUUUUUGAUGUAGCUGAUGGUCGUGAGGAGCGAGACAAUGACUCUUACAGCAAUCCUCGGGAAGUGAAGCUGGUGAUGGAGUUAAUUAGAACAAUUAAAGAAAAAAGGAAGGAUUUGGGUCUUCGUCGCAUUGGAAUAAUUACCCCUUACAGUGCACAGAAAAAGAAAAUCCAGGAACAACUGGACAGUGUGUUUAAAAAUAAUAGCCCAGGAGAAGUGGACACGGUGGAUGCGUUCCAGGGCCGGGAGAAGGAUUGCAUCAUCGUGUCCUGUGUGCGGGCAAACAGCUCCGAGGGCUCCACUCUGGCGCAUGUGCAGGCAAGCAGCACCAAAGGAUCCAUUGGGUUUUUGGCGAGCCUCCAGCGACUGAAUGUCACCAUCACCCGCGCCCGGUUCAGCCUCUUCAUCCUGGGCCGGCUGCAGACGCUCAUGGAAGAUAAAAACUGGAAUCACUUAAUUCAGGAUGCUCAGAAAAGAGGUGCCAUUGUUAGGACAACAGAAAAAAAUUACAAGAAAGAGGCUCUGAGGAUUUUGAAGCUCAGGCCACCAGGACAGCCCCCAGCCAAAGGAGGGAUGAUGACAUCUCCUGUGGUGCAGGCUGGUUCUUCCAGUGGCAAGAGGAGUGAGCCUGGAAAUUCUGGGAACAGCCCACGGGAACUUGCUGCUGGCCCUGGCCAUGCAGUGCCCCAAGGAAGCCGAGGGCCCACACAGCCUGCAGGGACUCCAGCUGCAGAUUCCAAUAGGGGCAGUGCUGCUGCAUCCAUGGGAGCUCCAGCUGCAGAUUCCAGGAGGGGAAGUGCCCCUGCAUCCAUGGGAGCUCCAGCUGCAGAUUCCAGGAGGGGAAGUGCCCCUGCAUCCAUGGGAGCUCCAGCUGCAGAUUCCAGGAGGGGAAGUGCCCCUGCAUCCAUGGGAGCUCCAGCUGCAGAUUCCAGGAGGGGAAGUGCCCCUGCAUCCAUGGGAGCUCCAGCUGCAGAUUCCAGGAGGGGAAGUGCCCCUGCAUCCAUGGGAGCUCCAGCUGCAGAUUCCAGGAGGGGAAGUGCUCCUCUAUGUAUGGGGGCUCCAGCUGCAGAUUCCAAUAGGGGCAAUGCUGCUGCAUCCAUGGGAGCUCCAGCUGCAGAUUCCAGGAGGGGAAGUGCCCCUGCAUCCAUGGGAGCUCCAGCUGCAGAUUCCAACAGGGGCAGUGCUCCUGCAUCCGUGGGAGCUGCAGCUGUAGGUUCCAAUAGAGGCAGUGCUGCUGCAUCCAUGGGGACUGCAGCUGCAGAUUCCAGGAGGGGAAGUGCCCCUGCAUCCAUGGGAGCUCCAGCUGCAGAUUCCAGGAGGGGAAGUGCCCCUGCAUCCAUGGGAGCUCCAGCUGCAGAUUCCAGGAGGGGAAGUGCCCCUGCAUCCAUGGGAGCUCCAGCUGCAGAUUCCAGGAGGGGAAGUGCCCCUGCAUCCAUGGGAGCUCCAGCUGCAGAUUCCAGGAGGGGAAGUGCCCCUCCAUCUAUGGGGGCUCCAGCUGCAGAUUCCAGGAGGAGCAGUACUCCUGCAUCCGUGGGAGCUGCAGCUGUAGGUUCCAAUAGAGGCAGUGCUGCUGCAUCCAUGGGGACUGCAGCUGCAGAUUCCAGGAGGGGAAGUGCCCCUCCAUCUAUGGGGGCUCCAGCUGCAGAUUCCAGGAGGAGCAGUACUCCUGCAUUCAUGGCAGCUCCAGCUGCAGAUUCCAGGAGAGGCAGUGCUCCUGCUUCCACGGGAGCUGCAGCUGCAGAUUCCAAUAGGAGCAGUGCCCCUGCACCCCCAGGGGCUGCAGCUGCAGAUUCCAGGAGGAGCAGUGCCCCUGCACCCUCAGGGGCUGCAGCACUUGCUGCCAUGCCCGAGAAACCACGGGACCCAAGGCUGGCAAGCCUGGCCAGUCGAACUGAAGCCAAAGGCAAGGAGCAGCCCUUGAAAGACAGCCCUCGGUCAGCCCAGAGCAACCCAGGAGCAACAGCACAGCAAGGCCUGGAUGUGUCCUCAGCUGCCAGGAAUCAGAUCUGCAGAACAGAAAAUGCCAAGAGGGCCCAGCAAACAGCAGGACAGUGCAAUGUGCUUCCCACAGCCCCUCACACAGCUCAGCGUGAGGCUGAGCGGAGAGCAGCUGUGGCCAAAAGUGGUUCCAGAGCCCCCAGUGAAGGAGGUCAGAGUAGUGAGUGGAACAAAGACUCUCGUGGUUUAUCAAGGAGACCAUCCCAGGAAGCACCAGAGAACACAGACUCAGGCUCUGCCAAGAGAAGAAAGAUCUUUCCCUGACUUUACUACUGGCUCAUUACUGAAAAUCUAUUUCCAGAUUUCUGUCUAGCAAGGACUGUAUUUUCAAUUAUUUAGCACAACAGGAACUCCCUUAUAUUGGUACCACUACUAUCAGUAGAUCUUUUUCCCAUCCUGUCCCUAAUUGUGAAGGGAUUUCAUACCUGGCAGAUGGUACCUUUGAGGUUUUGUAAAGAGAAGUUGUGUAGCUGCAUUGCUUGGAAGAGCACUGGGUUUAGUCAUCUAGGAAGCUGAGGUUGUAAAUGUUUAACGUUGUAUAUUUGUACAGUAUACAGAUUUAUUUUAAGAUAUUUGGCAAAUACAUAGCUUCUUGUUUCCUUGUGUAAAUGCUAAUUUCUUAGAGGUGAAUUUUUUUUUAUGAAGAACCAGAGUAAAGCAAAAACAAAACCCAAGAACCCAACCCCAAAAUCCAAAAGACAGCCUUCCCUUAGCACUAAUAUGUCUAAUUUAUUUCAUAGCAAAAUUGAAUGUUGAAAUUGUGGUAGCAGGGGUUCUUGCUCAUGCUCCACUACUGCCUCAGGGAAGAGUGAGGCAGAUGUACAUUGGUUGAAUGGAGAGAAUUCUGCUUAUUUUGUAUAUUUUAUUGCCUGUUUUUAUAGGAACACAAGAGUUUUUGUUUAUACAAAUGUGCCUUGAGUUUUGCUCUUGCUGCUGCUCUAUCAGUUGGAAUCCCUUUCUUGUGGCAGUGGCAACACAAUCUGCAGAUUCAAACCUGUGAGGUCUGUUUGGUCCCACUGUGUCCUUGUGAGGAGGAAUCGACAGCACUGUGGAAUCUUGGUCUGAGAUCUAGUUAAGUUAUUGGUAAUAUCACUUGAGUUGCUUUGUAUAGAGCUUUUGGAGAUCCACAGGGAUAAAAAAGGCAGGUAGAUCUUCCUACCUUUUCUUUUUUUCUAGGUGUUACUGCUGCAUUCUUUCCAUUGUGCUGAUGAAGAAUAUGCAGCCAUUAAAAGAGGAUGGCUAAAAAACAAAUUAUUUUUAAGAAAACCUUCCUCACCUCAUAACAUUUCACAAUAAAAGUGGAAUUAUUUCUAUUAAGAAUUCCUUUGGGUCACUGUGAAGUAUCACUUUUUGUUUUGUGGAGCUUGUGUGUGUCUCAGGAGGUGAAGAGCAGCAUUUCACGUGCAGUGAGUUUUGUCUGGGGAUAACCUGAGAGUGCAGAGCUCAGGGAACAGGAGCUGCAGGGUUGGUACCAGUUGAGUGCAUGGAGGUUGUGCCAUCUCCAGGUGUGUGCUCAGGGAGUGUCCUGCUGUCCCAUGUCACAGCCUUGUGGCAGUGGCUUUGCUGGAGUCCCAAUUUAGCCAUAACCCUCAGUCCCAUUUUUGUUAGUGCAGGGAUGACUCCAGCUCUGUCCUUGGAACCCACUGCCAGGCAGGGCGGUGUGCUCCAGCUCAGGGAGGCACCAGUGCCUUACUCUGCCAAGCACCAGGUGCUGCUUCAGGCUGUCAUUGCCAGGAAAACUCUGAUCCCCAAUGCAUCCACACCCAGAACAAACUGCUUUACUGGUAGGAGCUACCUUGAGAAGUGUGGGGAGGCUUUUAUUGCUGGCUGGGUCUGUCCAGCUCCUUGUGCUGUGCAGAGCUGAGUGUUGCAAUGUAAUGGGGAGAAUCUGGGGGAUCCCUGUGAGGUGAGAUCAGCAUCUGUGCAUUGUUCAGCUUUAGUUAUUUGUUCUGUUGCAUUCUGAAUCCUUCAGUGACCCCUGAUUCCUCCUGCAGCUCUGUGUGCUCCUCUCCAGCUGCUGUGACUCUUGUGAGGCUGCUGAGUGACUCUGACCUUAACAAACUGGACAUUUCAGUCACUCUCCAUCACAGGCUCCAUACCCUGUGUGUUAUUUCCCUUUAUGUUAAUAGGAAUAUUUAAAAACUGUCAUCUUCCAAGCCCCUUGGCUCUUGUUGGCAGGGCUGUGCUGCCCUGCCUGCUGUUUGUACUUAGCACAUUAAGAGGCUGCUGCUCUGCAAACCCCAGGGCUAUGGAAGCCAUUUGGACUGUCUCGAUGUAAAUAAAGUGAAGCUGGCAACAAAAUGAAUGAGGGAAUGCUUUUCUGGUUAAUAAAUGCAAUUUGGUCACAAGAAUGUUUUUGUGAAACUUUUAGUUUUCUUUCUACUUAGUCUGCAUGUCAGAACUGAGAGCAGUACUUGCCACUCGCUGGAAGGAAUUUUGGUUUAACAUUUCAUUUUUGUUGUACUUUAUAAUGCCUGUGUUUUCCCAUAAAUCAUCUUUGAGGUGUGUUCAGUGGCUCAGACCUUUUUGCUGGUUUAAUACUAGCUUUAUCUGACUUAAGUUGUCAGUCUUCAGCAGUAGAUUAUUGCUGCCAUGUCAGUCUGUAUCAUUAGUCCUGUAUUUGUCAAUAAAAAAAUGCUUGGUUUUUUGCACUUAAAACACUUUCCCUCUUCACAAACCACUCAGAGUGGGUUUGUACCUUUAGCUUUUUCUCCUGUUGUUUAUACCAAGCAAAAUCCAAUCCACAGCACACUUCUCAAAUCUGCAAUGAGGAACAAACAGAUCAGGUACAAUUUUCAUAAAUUCUCUGCUGUUCCCACUGUGUGGUACAAAGUGCUGAGUAGUGAUGGGCAGUCACUGUGUAAGCUGUGAACAGACCCACUGUAGUCAUUUGUAACUCCUCAGAGCUGGUGGCCCUUGCAGAAAGCUUUUCAGUGGUUACUGAGUGUUAAAGUUGGAAAAGUCAGUAAAGAAACAUACUCAACCCUUUGGAAGAAGCAGUAUCCAGGUUUUUAUAGGGAGGCUUCCAAGCUUGGAGUUGAAUUCUCAGUGCAAAGCCAGUCUCUCUGUCCUUGGGAAGGAGGGAAAAGUGCUGCUGCUUCUGAGUGCUGAACUGUUUUGUUAAGGGUUUUUCAGAGUGUGGAGAUUUUUAAAAUUUAUUCUUUGUAGACAAAAAAGGCUUUGCAGUAAAUGUGAGGUAUAACUGUGGUUAUUCCUUUUUCCUCUAAGGUUUGCUGUAAUUUUCAUGUUGUUAGUCCCAGUCAUGGUGAUGUGAGAGCAGGGCAGGCACUUGUCUGGUCUGUGUUCCUUUGCUCUGGGUCACUGUGCCCUGUGCUGUGCUGCCUUCCCAGCUGUUCUGGGCUGUCUCUGGGGCACCAGAGGGAAACCAGCAGUUUUCCAGCAGCAUUAUCCACUCUGGGAAGUGCAGGAGGGAGGUUUUGGCUCCUCGGUGGGUGGGCUGAGAGCUGGAGAUGCCAAGGAUUGUGCUUGGCUUUCUCAGGAGCUGUGCCAGGCUCGUGUGGGGACGUGAGCAACAUCAACCUCUCCUUCUUCCUUCUCUCCACUCACUCCCAGUGCUGGUGUGACCAUGAGUUCUUUCAGUGCUGUCUCCUGGGACAGCUAAUUAGCAGCUGGGUCUAAUGAGUGGUGCAGGCUGUCAAGGCACUUCUGCCCCUGCUAAUCCAUGGAAUGGGAGCAGCCCCCACCCCUGCUACACUCAUGUGGGGGAAGCACAGAGCAGCCUGAGCUUCCAGAGCACACAGAAUUUGUGACUAAAGAUCAAUUGUGGCUAA
Molecule: messenger RNA, 14044 nt
Organism: Ficedula albicollis (Collared flycatcher)
Lineage: Eukaryota; Metazoa; Chordata; Aves; Passeriformes; Muscicapidae
Gene: SETX
Product: senataxin
Exons: 25
Coding region: 1323-10517 (3064 amino acids)
Biological process (GO): termination of RNA polymerase II transcription
Cellular component (GO): nuclear body
Molecular function (GO): transcription termination site sequence-specific DNA binding; helicase activity
Source: RefSeq, a predicted model, not a curated record